Molecule: messenger RNA, 1579 nt
Organism: Hyla sarda
Lineage: Eukaryota; Metazoa; Chordata; Amphibia; Anura; Hylidae
Gene: GSG1L
Product: GSG1 like
Exons: 5
Coding region: 327-1247 (306 amino acids)
Cellular component (GO): plasma membrane
Source: RefSeq, a predicted model, not a curated record
UGGAGGCUUUCCAGACCUCCAAAUAUCAUGUGCUCAUGUUAACAGAUUUUAACUCAGCAUCCCUGCUUCCUGAGAGGCAGAGCACAUAUGAUCUUAUCAGCACACUGUGACAUCUUUAGGUAGCUGGAGUGCACGACUUGGCUUCUCAUCUGCAGCACGUUUACAACUGCACAACAGUGUCAUACUGGUGGCUAAAUGUUCUUUUCAUCCUUGUCGCAGCUUAGUUGGAAAGUGGAUUUGCAUAUAUGUUCGGAAGACGGGAAACCGAACUAAAAGGGUUUCUGCAUCAGCAUUCCAACUGCAUGUCAUUUGGGCAUGGGUGAAUAAUGAGGAAAUCAAAGAGAAGACACAGAGCCCUGCUUGCUGUGUGUUUGAACUUAGUAGCCCUUUUGUUUUCUACUACAGCUUUCAUUACAACGUACUGGUGCGAGGGGACACAGAGGGUGCCUAAGCCAAACUGUGCGAAAGGCAAAAAGACAAACUGUAUCAACUACAAUGGGGAUGAUGAGAGUCAUAACCAGAGCAACUCGAAUGUGGUUCACUACAGCUGGGAGACGGGGGAUGACAGGUUUCUGUUCAGAUACUUUCACACUGGGAUAUGGUACUCCUGCGAGGAAAAUAUUAAUGGAUCUGGUGAAAAAUGUCGAAGCUUUAUUGACCUUGCACCAGCAUCUGAAAAAGGUGUACUUUGGCUGUCCGUGGUGUCUGAAGUGCUGUUCAUUUUACUGUUAGUCGUUGGAUUCAGCCUCAUGUGCCUAGAAUUCUUUCAGUCAAAUAACGUUGUGGAUGGUCUGAAGUUAAAUGCGUUUUCUGCUGUCUUCACUGUGUUGUCAGGUCUUCUUGGUAUGGUGGCUCACAUGAUGUACACUCAAGUCCUUCAGGUUACUGUAAGUUUAGGUCCUGAAGACUGGAGACCUCAUUCGUGGGAUUAUGGGUGGUCUUUCUGCCUGGCUUGGUGUUCCUUCACGUGUUGCAUGGCAGCCUCUGUCACAACCCUGAAUUCAUAUACAAAAACAGUCAUCGAGUUUGGACACAAGCAUAAGAUUUUUGAGCAAGCUCUGCAAGAAGAACAGUCGUUCACAGAUCACAAUGCCCUUAAAUACAUAAAGGAGCGACCGGUUCAGUCUAUUUCUAGCUCCCUGGAAAUACCAGAUGAUGCAUCCAGAAGUAUCAGGAAGUCUGUGCUAGCGUCAACAUCAGUUGAUCUAGGAGAAAUACGGGAUUCAUUGGGAGAAGAACAAUGUUAAUAGUACAUGUCACUCUACAAUUUAUAGUAAUGCAUUUCUCUCAGUGUUUAAUUGGUUAACAACAAAAAUCUACAAUAAUAUACUUGACAUUGUCUUAUUUCAAUUUUUAUUUGAUUUUUUAGGAUGAAUACGGCUCAAAAAAUGUUCACACAUAAAAGCUAAAAUCAUUGCUCUAUCUUUGUCGGAAUUUCCACUGCUGAUCUCUCAACAAGUAUUAAAGAUGAUGUAUGAAGGGGCAUAAAUAGCAACCCCAAGUGCCAGUGCUGUUUUUGUGACAUCACAUUGUUUUUGCACAGAUGCUCUCUAAUAAAUUUGGCUUUGCCACAAACAUA